AUGGAUCCCCCCUGGCCCACCGCUGCUGCUCCACCAAUCCCACUGGCCCCGCCAUGCACCCAAGAACAACUCGAUCGUGUUCGCGCCGAACUUGCCCCUCGUUUCCGCAUUCUGCACGACUUGCUCGAUGAGCAGGUUGCUGAGGAGAGAGAGCGCGUCAAAGAGCGCUUCAUCUUCGUUUGUGUGGCUGUUCUUGCCGUCAAGAUGGAGAUGGAACUUCUUGCCGAUGCUGAAGAGCGCAAGGAUAAAAAUGUCAAAUCGCAUCAAGUGGUCCCUGUUCAUAUGUGGGAUCUGCCAAUACGUUCAGCUGUGGUUUAUCACAUGUCGAGGUUCAAUGCACCGCUUGACGCGAACAAGCUUAGAGACUCCUUGAUCAAGCUAAUUGAUCGCGAUGGUGGUUGGCGCAAACUGGGUGCUAGAUUGCACCAGAACGACAAGAAAGCGCUAGAACUUCAUAUCCCACAUCGAUUCGAUACCGAUCAACCUGCAAUUGCAUUCAACCAUGAAAAGUUCGAAUGUACCAUCAACGAGCAUCCGCUGGCUUCGCGUCUGCCCUCAGCUUCUCAGGAGCCGGAAAUAGUUGCAUGUGCUAGUGACUUGGUUGCCCUCAUGCGCAGUAAGGGUGAUCCAGAAUCCUUCCAGGACUAUCUCAACAAGGAUCGACCAAUACUAGGGUUGCGUGUCGUAACAUUCGAUGACGCCACUCUAGUAACCUUAUCCUGCAAUCACUUGCUCUUGGACGGACUGGGAGGGAAAGCGGUGUUGGACGCAUGGUCUCUUGUACUUCAUGGCCGUGAGCACGAAGUUCCGGAUUUGCAGGGAGUCUACGAGGAUCCUCUUGCUACUUUGGGGACUCAGUCUACCGUCCCUUACAAACAUGAGUCGCGUGUUAUGGGUGUCCCGCAGCUCAUUUUGUUUGGCGUUCGUGCCUUGCUCCGCAGAACCUUUUCGAAGUCUGAGAUCAAAGACUACAUUAUUUGUGUCCCUAGCUCAUACGUCAAGGAGCUCAAGAGCAAUGCUCUCAAGGAAAUCACUAGAGCCAGCGACCCAUUGGCUGAGACGCCAUUUCUCAGUGACAGUGACGUACUCUGCGCUUGGUGGUCGAGAUACAUCGCAUCCUGCAUGUCAAAACAACCAACCGAGACAUUAGUCAUCAACAACCUGUUGGACUUGAGGCCAGUCCUGACACCAGAACUUUUCUGCCCUGAGAAUCCAUACGUAUCCAAUGCGCUCAUGAUGAUGCCUACAUUUACCACAGCAGCGCAGCUUCUUAGAAAACCCUUAGGCGAGACUGCUCUAUCGCUACGGCAGACAAUCAAGCAACUAAGCACAAGGGAACAAGUCGAAGCUCGGUUCUCUUUGGAUCGAGAAUGGCUGCGACGAACAGGUCAUCCAGCACUCUACGGAGAUCCAUGGAUGCGCAUGAUCAUCUGUACAAACUGGAUCAAGGGCAAAAUCCACGAGGUAGACUUUUCUCCUGCUCUCCUAGAAGGAAAGUCCAGAAAUACUGGUCCUGUGUGUCCGUCGUAUAAUCAGAUACAUGCUAUCAUCAAGGACUUUGAUCUCAUUAGCGGUUUUGCCAUCUCGAAAGAUAAGGAUGGCAAUUACUGGAUCUACGCUCGACUGGACGCUAAGCACAGGUCUAAGGUAGAGCAAAUGCUCUCUGAGGAGUUUUGGGCAGACUAG
Molecule: messenger RNA, 1686 nt
Organism: Aureobasidium melanogenum CBS 110374
Lineage: Eukaryota; Fungi; Ascomycota; Dothideomycetes; Dothideales; Saccotheciaceae
Exons: 3
Coding region: 1-1686 (561 amino acids)
Source: RefSeq, a predicted model, not a curated record